Messenger RNA from Xyrauchen texanus (razorback sucker), 2334 nucleotides. Its product is annotated as methylosome subunit pICln-like. Gene Ontology annotation, cellular component: plasma membrane; methylosome; cytosol. Lineage: Eukaryota; Metazoa; Chordata; Actinopteri; Cypriniformes; Catostomidae. The transcript is spliced from 7 exons. Gene Ontology annotation, biological process: spliceosomal snRNP assembly; mRNA cis splicing, via spliceosome; chloride transport. The coding region runs from base 225 to 971 and encodes 248 amino acids. The record is from RefSeq and is a predicted model, not a curated record.
AAGAUUUGCCACACGUUGAACGAAUACAACAGAAGUGGCGUAUGUCAAUGAACCCAUUUGAAAGUUCCUAUCAACGCAAACUGACCGUAUCUCACUUUUAGAUUAAUUCUGUUUAAGCAAAAAGCGUUUAAACCUCGUUUAAGACAGUUAUUAUUGUUUUCAGUCUUUUCAACUGCGUAUUGUGCCAGCAGCUUCACAGUUUUAACACCUUUAAAUCCAUCAGGAUGGUUGUGUUGAAGAGUUUACCUCCGCCCAGCGAGGGCAUCAGACACCAGCAGGCCGAGACAACAGCAGUCUUGGACGGUAAAAGACUAGGAUCGGGGACCCUGUUUGUAGCAGAGGCGCGUCUGUCUUGGUUCGAUGGGUCAGGAAUGGGUUUCUCUCUCGAAUACCCCUCCAUCAGUCUGCAUGCAAUUUCACGAGAUAGGAGUGCCUAUCCAGAAGAACACUUGUAUGUGAUGGUGAAUGCAAAACUUGACGAUGAGAAUGAGGCAGAGAUGCAGGAUGAAGCUCCAGGUGAUGCAGCAGAUGAAGAGGAGAGCGACAGUGACAGUGACAGCGACGGCUCCGGAACCAUCACAGAGAUUCGCUUUGUGCCCAGUGAUAAAGCUGCCCUGGAGCCCAUGUUCUCAGCCAUGUGUGACUGUCAGGUGCUGCACCCUGAUCCUGAGGAUGAAGAUUCAGGUGAUGAUUAUGAGGAUGAGGAGUAUGAUGUAGAGGAGGCGGAACAACAGCAGGGUCAGGGAGAUAUACCCACGUUUUACACCUACGAGGAGGGCUUGUCUCACCUGACGUCUGAGGGUCAGGCCACCCUGGACAGACUGCAGGGAAUGCUCGCCCAGUCAGUUUCCCAGCAGUACCACAUGGCUGGAGUCAGAACCGACGAGCCAUCGGCCCAGUUGGAAGAUGGAAUGGAGGUCGACUCUGGCGCAGUCACUGGGCAGUUUGAGGACGCUGAUGUGGACCACUGAUGGAGUGUGUCUCUAUAAUGCUGAUUAAAGCACUUGAAUGGGGCAUGCUGGGAUACUGGCUGACUCCUGGUGCCACCUCUGAAAGCACUUGUCGCCUCCUUGAGCACUCUCGUCUGAAUUUAAUGGGCUGUUUUACACCGCAUAUGUCUCACUAAUGUAUUUUGUAGUUUUCCCUGAUGAUCAAUUGACAGAAUUAUUGUCCUCAAUGGAGUGAUGUUGAUGUGUUUGUUAGAAAUUUCAAUAAAUAGUUGUUUUUUUACAAACCUUGUUUUCAAGUUUGUUGCCUUGUUUCUCUUUGAUAAAAGAAAUAUCCUCUAUCGGGCCAUUGUAAUAUGUAUUAAAUGUGUUGCUGCAAACAUUGUAUAGCUAAAAAUACUAAUUUCGCUCAUUGUGGUUCAUACUCGAUCUGUUUAUAAAACAUCGGUCUAAUCAUUUCCUGUAUAUUUCCUCACAUGAGAAAGUAUUUCAUCUCCUGACAUUUGUCCCACGUAGGUGCAGAGUGUGCUUCGUGAUAGUCCACAUAUACAUAUUUUUGAUUUGGCACAAGUUUUAGACUGAAUGCCCUUCAUGACGCAAUCCCCAGUGCCUGGGGGACUCUCACUCCCACACAUCCGGGACUAUUUAGAGUCUCCAAUUCACUUAACCUGCAUAUUUUUGGACUUGUGGAGGAAACCCACGCAAACACAGGGAGAACAUGCAAACUCCACACAGAAAGCCCUAGUUGAGCCUCGAACCCAGGACCUUCUUGUUGUGAGGCGACAGUGCUAACCAAUGAGCCACCGUGCAAAAUGAUGCAGUUAAUAAUUGUCCUCGGUAACGUUGCUUUCUUUAGUCGAAAUGGAUUGGUUCGUUCACUAAAUGCAAAAGUUCUUGUUAAGUGAACUUAUAAUUUCUAGUUCAGCAAACUAUCAAUUGGCAAUACGAGGUCUUUCAUUUUGUCACCUUUUCAAUUCUUUAUAUUUGAAGUUAACGGCAAUCUUUGCCUCUGAAGAGAGAUAUGUUUGCAAGGCAAUGCAGGACGUAGAGUUAUUUGACAUAGACACGCAACAGAUCUCAACCCUUAACACAUAAACCUCAAUAACGUUGACAAUUGGCAAACCUUAUUAAGUUAAAAGAUGAGCUCCCAACAUCACCACGCAACAAUUUACCAACAGUGGCAACAAAAAAACAGCAAUGAGCAGAAAACAGCAAAAAGUUUAAAAUAAGCCUAUAACACUAACCGCAUUAUGUUGCACUGCACGCUGGGAACUUGCAAAUUGGCAAAAUUGUUAAACAUGAAACCGUUUGUUCAGACAACUCUCUUAGGCUAGUUUGGACAACAUUUGGGGGAAUAUUGUGUUGGUCUAAACAUGUGUUUUUAUGU